AUGGCUGCUCCCUGCCCUGUGCUGGAUGUGCUGGACAUGGAGGUGAAGCCCAAAGCCUCCCAGCUGCACUGGUACGAGCUGCACAUGCAGCCCUGCGUGGCAGAGCUGCUGGGCACUGCCCUCUUCAUCUUCAUGGGCUGCCUGGCUGUGCUGGAGGACUCGGGGGGCACCGGGAGGCUGCAGCCUGCCCUGGCACACGGGCUGGCCCUGGGCAUCACCAUCGCCGUCCUGGGGGACAUCAGUGGAGGUCACUUCAACCCCGCCGUGUCCCUGGGCGUGUGCCUGCUCGGGGGGCUCCACAUCACCAUGCUCAUCCCCUACUGGCUCUCCCAGAUCUGUGGAGGGAUGAUCGGAGCUGGCCUGGCAAAGGCUGUGGCACCGACGGAGCACUUCAGGAAUGCCAGUGGAGGAGCCUUCAGUGCCAUCACGGCUGAUGAGCAGGUCCCCGCUGUCCUCGCGGCUGAGAUUGUGCUGAGCUCCUUCCUGCUGCUCGUGGUGUGCAUGGGAGCCAUCAACGGCAGGACCAGGACCCCGCUGGCCCCGCUGUGCAUCGGCCUCAGCGUCACCGUGGGCAUCCUGGCAGGGGGUGGCGUGUCUGGAGCCUGCAUGAACCCAGCCCGAGCCUUUGGACCAGCUCUGGUGGCAAAUUACUGGGACUACCACUGGGUGUACUGGGCAGGGCCCAUGGUGGCUGCACUCCUGGUCGGGGCGCUGGUCAGGCUCCUGCUGGGUGACCGGGCCACCCGGCUGUUCCUGAAGUGA
Sturnus vulgaris (Common starling) is the source of this 762-nucleotide messenger RNA. It is a transcript of the gene AQP8, whose product is annotated as aquaporin 8. The record is from RefSeq and is a predicted model, not a curated record. Gene Ontology annotation, molecular function: water channel activity. Lineage: Eukaryota; Metazoa; Chordata; Aves; Passeriformes; Sturnidae. Gene Ontology annotation, cellular component: plasma membrane. Gene Ontology annotation, biological process: water transport; transmembrane transport.